CCAAAUGGCAUGGUCAUAUUUUGAGAUCAACCCACUUAUCGGAUCAGCAGCCGCAUGCUCAACGGAUGCAAUCUCCUACUAAUUUGUCAUCACCUGGCAUCCCUCUGUCUCAUAUGUGCUGCGCCACCAUAAAGGAGCCAAUAGCCUCUAAGAAAUGCCGCGUUCACUCAUCGUCAGGCUCUCCAUCACACCGUCUUUUGAUAGAAUCUUCAUCGCGCCGGCAUAUCCACUUUAAGAAGCAGCAUGUAUGGAAGCCACAGCCUAUAGAAGUGGAGUCGCUCUUUUCACCUGUCCAAGUGUCUCGAAAGUGCAAGCGAGUUGUGUACUCUGAUGACGACGAUGAUGACAACAAGUCUGGCAAUACACGACAACAGCCUGAGACCGAGUACAGCCGGCCUGACGGUACUAUCAUCAAAGGCCUCCAAGUGUCACCGUCAAAGCUAACCUUCAAAGGUGACGGUGCUGUCACCUUUGAGAUUGAGACUGGUGUUGCAUGGUAUGAUAACGACCAUGCAGCAGUUAAAGAGUGGGAACAGCAGUUUCUGCAGUUUUUUGAUCUCUCGCCGAUUUCCAGUCCUGCAUAUGUGCAACACAGUUGGACAAAUUCACCUGAUGCAGAUCAGAAUUUACGCAGUGGCAAUCGGCCCGCUACCAAGACUGAUUUUAGUGCAAACAACAGCAUGAUCACCCUUUCUCCCAGACAGGAUUUGGCUCAGAGCGCCGUUGGAACUCCUUCGACCACGUUCUCAAUGCUUGAGGCUCAAAUUGUGCAGAAUGCCAGUAUCUCUCCUAUUGUCCUCUCUCCUAUUGUCCUCUCUCCUGCUUGCUCGUCUCGACCGCCAUCUUUUCCUGCGUCUCUGGCUACUUCUCUGUCUACUGCAAAACCUGUUGUCUUGUGCAAAAUUAUCUCCUGUGCCUCCGCUGUUCCACUACCAUCAUUCUCUUUGCAACCGGCUCGCUUUGACGACCCUACUGUGGCCACUAGCUCUACUCUUGACGAUUCCUUAGCCUUGGCAUCAUCACUCUUGUCUUUGUCAUUGCAAAAGCCUCAUUCUGCCAAUAGCCAACUGCCUGGCAACACAGAUAAGCUUGCCCGCCUUUGCACGUAUGGCAAAACCACUCGGGCGCCACCACCGACAGUUUGUCCAAUUGACAAUUGCAAAGACUUGGUCCCAUCAGAACUGUUGGCCCUCUUGGUUUUUCUUUGCUCUGCACAACCUACAAACGAGUUGGGCAUGCUAACGCAUCAGAUUGAAAUCUGCCAACGUAUUAAGUAUGAGAACAUGCUUUCCCAUGCGAGGACGGAGGGCUAUCCUACCAAGAUGGACUAUGGACGCCUCUCGCAACAUGUAGAAGAGGCUCACGCACGAACACUCACUAUUAUGCAGAACGGCAGCAAGAUGUCAUUUUUCCUCAAACUGAAAGAGCUUGAGGAACGUGCUAUUAGAGCAGCCACAGAUGCGGCGGCGAAGACGGGCGGCAAAGUGGAGAAGCCAUCGUUCCUACUCGGCAAUCUCAACUUUGCUGCUUCAGACCAGUGGCAUGAUGCCAUUGUGGACCUUUUGUGA
Molecule: messenger RNA, 1568 nt
Organism: Phanerochaete carnosa HHB-10118-sp
Lineage: Eukaryota; Fungi; Basidiomycota; Agaricomycetes; Polyporales; Phanerochaetaceae
Exons: 3
Source: RefSeq, a predicted model, not a curated record